AUGAUGGCUUUCUACCUGCACAGAUUCAUUAACACCUGUCUUGUAUUCUCUCUUCUCAAUGCAAUACCCGUUGCAUCUAUCCUGUUGACAAUGCCGCUUCGGGUGGUAACAACAGUGUAUGACUAUGUAAUUGUUGGAGGCGGAACUGCAGGGCUCGUUCUCGCGAGCCGUUUGACCGAAAAUUCCUCAGUUACGGUGCUUGUACUUGAAGCUGGACUCAAUAACCAAGGAAUAACUUCGCUUCAAGUGCCCUUCCUUGCCCCAACUUUAGCUCCUCAGACCGCUUUUGACUGGAAUACUUCCACCUCGAUUCAACCAGGGCUGCUUGACAGAACUGUGCCGUAUAUUAGAGGCCGGGUUCUAGGAGGAUCCAGCAGCAUCAAUUUUUUGUUUCAUCAGUAUUGUACAAGCGACGAUUGGAACAGAUUUGGUAAUGUCGGGGGUGAUAAGGGAUGGAGAUGGGCUAACAUGGCGCAGUAUGUAACGAAGCACGAAAAAAUGGUUCCACCGGCUGAUAAUCACAAUACUACUGGACAGUUUGAUCCCACUGACCAUGGGACAACUGGGGUGCUCCCUGUCAGCCUUCCCGGAAAUAACCAAUCAAUUGACGCCCGGGUUUGGGCUACCACCCAACAACUACCCGAAUUCUUUUUUAACGAAGAUACCGCUGGUGGGAAUCAUGGACUUUUGGGUGUCGGAUUUAUCCAGUCAAGCGCGGGUGGUGGAAUACGCAGCAGCUCCUCAAAUACGUACCUGGCGAAUGCAAUCAAUCGACCGAACUUAUUCGUCCUUGUCAAUGCGACGGUUCUAUCACUUGUUCAAACUGGAAAUUCGUCAACAGGGGCUCCCUCCUUUCGUGGUGUUCAAUUCAUGGCCUCUCCCAUACCUCCAAAUACUACAAUAGGGCCAACUCAGAUGGUCACGGCGAGAAAAGACGUCAUUCUUUCUGCUGGAACAGUCGGCACAACCCAACUUCUUCAACUCUCUGGGAUUGGAAACAGUUCUGACUUGGGACGUAUACGAAUUAAUACCAUAAUCGACAACCCUUCGGUUGGAGCUAACUUAAGUGAUCACAUACUCAUCCCCAACGUUUUUGAAGUUAACGGGAACGGAACGGCCAAUGCCCUUCUCAGAGAUGCGAAUGCCUCAUCUGCUGCGCUGUCUCAAUGGCUUAGCAAAAAGACGGGACCAUUCGCGAACAGCGUUGCUAACAACUACGGUUUUCUGAGAUUUCCUGCCAAUUCGACUAUAUUCCAGACUACUCCUGACCCAACGCCUGGGCACAGUUCUCCGCAUUGGGAAAUCAUUUUCAGCAACCUGUUCUUUGAACCGGGCGUUUCUAUCCCAGCGACACGAGAUUUUCUUACUGUGGUCACUGCCCUCCUAAGUCCAACAUCACGAGGGACAAUCAGUCUUCGCAACAACGAUCCAUUCACACCACCGAUAGUUGACCCACAGUACAUGACUACGGAUUUUGACGUUUUUGCCGUUCGCGAGUCUAUCAAGGGUGCGCUACGGUUUGUGUCUGCACCUGCAUGGUCAGACUAUGUCGUCGGUCCUUUUGGAAGCGCAUUUGCUGGGGCAACUACGGAUCCACUUAUUGAAUCGUAUGCGCGCGGCGUCGCUGGUAGUGCAUUCCAUGCAGUGGGCACGGCUUCCAUGUCGCCGUUCAACGCAAAUUGGGGUGUAGUUAAUCCUGAUCUAACCGUCAAAGGGGCGGACGGCCUGCGUAUCGUUGAUGCCUCUGUAUUUCCUUUCGUCCCAAGCUGCCACACUCAAGGGCCAGUAUACCUUUUGGCAGAAAGAGCAGCUGACAUCAUCAAAGCUGCUGGAUAG
This is a messenger RNA of Psilocybe cubensis, 1836 nucleotides long. RefSeq lists its product as uncharacterized. NCBI's taxonomy places the organism in Eukaryota, Fungi, Basidiomycota, Agaricomycetes, Agaricales, Agrocybaceae. The coding region runs from base 1 to 1836 and encodes 611 amino acids. Gene Ontology annotation, molecular function: oxidoreductase activity, acting on CH-OH group of donors; flavin adenine dinucleotide binding. The record is from RefSeq and is a predicted model, not a curated record. The transcript has 10 exons.